ACCGCUUUCUUAACCCUCCAAUCCAGUUUGUUCUCUCGUCCUGGCGAAAUGUAUCCGCCCUGCUGUCAGUCUUCCCAAACUGGGCGCUUGUUUUCUGUCCCACCGGAGAAAGGAGUGGACCAGCUUUACAUUAUUGAAAGAGCAAAUUCAAGCUGUGAAACAAUGCCUUCUGAUUGACAUCAGCAGCAGUAACUGUCCAUCAUGAACAGCGAGGAAGAGUUCUAUGAUGCUGAGACAGGUUUAGAAUCAGACGACUCAUGUGAAGUCAGCUUUAAAGAUGCCUGCGUCUAUGAGAGCAAGCAGACGGUGAAUGGCAAAGUGCCAUCUGAAAAUGGAGUAUGGGAGAGGCGGACUACUCUGCCAGCGCCCAUGUUCUCCAGAAAUGAUUUUAGUGUAUGGGGCUUUUUGAAGAAAUGCAUUGGAAUGGAGCUGUCCAAGAUAACAAUGCCUAUUGUUUUCAACGAACCGCUGAGCUUCUUGCAGAGGAUUACAGAGUACAUGGAACAUACAUACCUCAUCCAUAAAGCUUGUACACUUUCUGAUUCUAUAGAGCGUAUGCAGCUUGUUGCCGCAUUCGCCAUUUCUGCUGUUGCGUCGCAAUGGGACAGAACUGGAAAACCUUUUAACCCUUUAUUAGGAGAGACUUUUGAACUUACAAGGGAUGAAGAGGGUUACCGUAUGAUCUCAGAACAGGUGAGCCACCAUCCACCAAUCAGCGCCUUCUACUCAGAGUCACUCAAUCAGGACUUCUCGUUUCACGGCUCCAUCUACCCUAAACUGAAAUUCUGGGGGAAGAGUGUGGAGGCAGAGCCUAAAGGCACUAUGACACUUGAGCUCUCCAAACACAGAGAAGCUUACACAUGGACGAACCCUAUGUGCUGUGUGCAUAACGUUAUUCUGGGUAAACUGUGGAUUGAGCAGUAUGGGACAGUGGAGAUUGUCAACCACAGCACUGGGGACAAGUGUGUGCUGAAUUUUAAGCCAUGCGGCAUGUUUGGCAAAGAGCUACAUAGGGUAGAGGGACAUAUCCAGGACAAGAGUAAAAAGAAGCAUCGGGUUAUCUAUGGGAAGUGGACUGAGUGUGUAUAUAGCAUUGAGCCAAAAGUCUACGAAGCCAAUAAGAAAGCAGAGAAGAAAAGCGGAGGAGAGUCCAAGAAACACAAGCAGGAGCAGAGUACAGGGGGUGAUGAUGCAGAUGAAAUGCCAGAUGUUCAGGAGACAGUCACUAUGAUCCCAGGCAGUAUGCUGCUAUGGAGAGUAGCCCCUCGACCACCACACUCGACACAGAUGUAUAAUUUUACCAACUUUGCCAUGACGCUUAAUGAGCUGGAGCCUGGCAUGAUCGGAGUCAUUGCACCAACAGACUGUCGUUUGCGGCCUGACGUCAGAGCUAUGGAAAAGGGGGAUAUCGAUACUGCAAGUCGAGAGAAGGAGAGAUUGGAAGAGAAGCAGAGAGCUGCCAGAAGAGAGCGUGCUAAAGACGAGGAAGAAUGGCCUACGAGAUGGUUCCAGCAAGGCAAUAAUCCGUACACUGGAGCUGCAGACUGGAUCUACAAGGGUGGUUACUUUGACAGGAGGUAUUCUCACCUUCCAGACAUCUACUGAUUCGGUUGGGAAGACUGAAAGAGUCUUGAGAUUCAUCCUUUGCUCUCCUUCACUCAAUCCAUAUCAUCUCCUCUCCUUAAGCUCUUUUCAUAUUUUUUGUUGGAAUGUGAGAUUCAUAUGAACAGUUUUUGGACAAAGCCUCUCCACGAGUUCUACUCUUUACUAGAAUCUGGAAAUUCAGUGUGAAUGGAUUUAUUUAUUUAGAGGUAGGGAAUGCCUUAAUACUUCACUGUUUAUUUUCAUGUAUGUUAGAUUUUGAGUUAAACAUUCUGUGCACACCUCAAUAUGUUUAGAAAUUGCUAUUUUAUGUACAGUAUGUGCUAACUUACCUUUCCAUGCGUCUCGCUAGUUACACUCAGGUGUUCAUUUUAUGGGUACAAAUGGUUAGUGAUGGCAUCGCUGCAGUGCCAUCUGUGAAGAUUUUUUGUGUCAUUAUUGAAAUGUGAGGCUGCUCAGAACCUAUUAGGAGAGCAUCAUUUUGUGUUUUUGUUCAAACUAAUACUAUUUUAUCAUCUCUAUUAUAUGCUUUUUCCUUAUCUCAAAAAUAUGACCUCUGUUUUUGGUAUGCAUGAUGUGCAGAAACUUCACAUUUAAAAAUUCUGCCUGAUUUUGAGUAUCUGGAAUGAAAACAAGUUUAUUUUUCCAAAUUAUCCCACAUUUUUUUUCCAGAAAUUAAGGUUAUAUCUCAAUGAUUAGGCUCUUGGGCCAUUUCUCACCAUCUCCAUGGUACAGGGGAAUUUACUAAACCUAAUAUUCUCAUUCCUCACACAUUUAGAAAUAUUUUAGAUCUGUUUUAUUUUUGUUUGACAGACAAAAAUGAAAGCUGCUCAUGAAAAAUGUUUACUUGGUUUAAAAAAAAAAAAAAAAAAAAAGGUGUUUUUAAUUGUUAAAAAGCUCUUAUAAAUAACACAAAACCUAUUACAUCCUAGCAUUGAUGUUUUGAGUGUGUUUAUGGUUGCCAAAGCGACUUUUCUCUUGUAGAACCUAAAGCCAUAUAACUUGUCAGGGCUGCAAUGUUGAGUGAUACAUCCUGGUGAAUGAAAUGGAGAUGGGUGCUAAUCUAUCUUUUAUUUCAGCACUUAAUGGCUCACAGAUAGAAUGUCAAGGUGUUUCACCUUAGCCCACACACACACACACACACACACACACACACACACA
Molecule: messenger RNA, 2763 nt
Organism: Onychostoma macrolepis
Lineage: Eukaryota; Metazoa; Chordata; Actinopteri; Cypriniformes; Cyprinidae
Gene: osbpl2a
Product: oxysterol binding protein-like 2a
Exons: 14
Coding region: 202-1605 (467 amino acids)
Cellular component (GO): cytosol; membrane; intracellular membrane-bounded organelle
Molecular function (GO): cholesterol binding
Source: RefSeq, a predicted model, not a curated record